AUGAAAACUUUAACUUUUGUACUUCUCGCAAUUGUCAUUGCUGUUGAUGCAAGAAACGUUCCUGUGCAAAAUCAAGACCCAUGUGCUUCAGCAAUAGUGGCGGCAAUGCCUAUUUGGAAAAAGGCGGCUGAAAUGAUAGCAAAUCUCAAUACUGAAUGCAAUAAUGAACUAAGCGCCUUGUCAUUUGCAAACGUAGCGGAAUUUAUUGAAUUUUAUAGAGAAUUCUACACUAUACAUCAUUGCACGACUUCUUAUUUUUCAUACAAGCAAAAUAUUAUUGCUCUUCUUGCAUUUAUCGUUGGAGCAAGUGUUGAAGAUUAUUCCAAGUAUAUCAACCACCAAUCUAACAGAGUAGGAGAUGCACUUUGCCUUGCUGAAGGUGAUAAAAGUUUAUUCAACGCGUUCACCAAUGUUGCAGAUGGAUGGAACAACAUUAUACAAUGGGAAAAUCCAAAAUUAAAGGAAGAAAUUGAAUCAUACCACUGA
This is a messenger RNA of Clunio marinus, 486 nucleotides long. The record is from the annotation of a GenBank genome assembly. Lineage: Eukaryota; Metazoa; Arthropoda; Insecta; Diptera; Chironomidae.